AUGGCAGUGGCAGCAUAUGAACCCGAAGACUAUAACUCACUUCCCAGUCUCAACUCUGCGUUCCAAGAGCUACAAAACAAAGGUGGUGAAAGCGUCAUUACUGGCCCUAUUCGAGACAUCUUCCUCAGCCAUGGUGUCCAAGGUGCCUACGGCAUCGCUUUGUUGCACAAGCAUUUUGCCAUUCGGUCAAUAGACCGCCUUGUGGACAUCCGGAACGUGUCGUCCCCUUGGGAGACGGGCGGUGACGUCGAACCUACCUUGAAAAAAUAUAAUGGUAUUAUAGCGCCCCGGUCACUGAGAUUCUUGGAUGGGGCGUUAAAGCCUUAUGAAUUCGACUUCGUAGAAGAGGAACGGUCGAUGGAGAUGAACGAAAAGUUUCUGCAAAAACUGUCGCAUUUCCUUUUGGAUACCAAAUUAGAUCAAGUUCUUGGUCUCAGGCUACUAGAUUCGCGCGACACAAGCGUAUCUGUUGAGGUUACGGAACGCAACUCAAACAUUAUGUUACCUCUAGGGGCGGUUGAUGAGAAAAAUGUUAUUCCUGCGCUGUGGAUUUUUGGCACCGACGACGAUGACCGCUGCAAUUGUAGGGAAUACUGCUAUACGGAUAGAAGUGGCAAACACUCUGGCGAAGGCAACCACGGGUGCGGUUGA
Metarhizium acridum CQMa 102 is the source of this 651-nucleotide messenger RNA. NCBI's taxonomy places the organism in Eukaryota, Fungi, Ascomycota, Sordariomycetes, Hypocreales, Clavicipitaceae. The record is from RefSeq and is a predicted model, not a curated record.